GGCGGCGGCGGUCGGUGCUGGCGCGACGGGUCGGGGGGUCGGCGCGGCGAUCGGGGCUCUCCCCAGCGCGCAGGGCCUUUGCCCCCUCCUCGGGCCGCGGCACCGCCGUCGCGGGACGCAGCGGCACCUAACCCGGCCUCAGCCGGCCCAUCGCCGGCAACCACGGACGUGGAGGCGGCGGAGGCGGCGGGCGGAGCCGAGCCGGGCCCGGCCCGGAGGGACGCGAGUCCUCCCGCCGCGGGGGAGCCUGCCCCGCCGCUCGGUAGGGAGGGCCCUCACGGCGCUGGGGCCUCCGUGGCCGGGCUCGCUCCUCUGGGGGAACGCUGAGCCCCCGCCGGCUGUGUGCGGGCUGCGGGGCCGCGCUCCCGGCGCCGCUGGGGCCUCCGGCGGGGAGAGAGGGAGGCCCGGCCGGGCGAUCCCCGUGAGGGGCGGCGGGGUGAGGGCAAGGGGGUGAGCAGAAAAGCCCCAUCUCCUCCGCCAGCAUCUUUGUUUGCCGGGGCCUGCCGCGGGGAAGAGGAUCGGAGAGACCCGGGCGGGUGAGCUGCCGGUGCCCCCGUCUCUCUUCGGGGCCUUCCUCCCCCGCCUCUGCUUUUCGGGCGCUACCUCCGUUGUCGGCGGGGUUAUUUCACCCCUUUCGGCUGGAUAUCACCGGUUCCCGAGCAUCGUCGGUGGGAUCCGGCCGAGGCAAGAGCGGGUGGAGGAUUAACGCAGAGGAAACAACAGGUCUCUCCCUUCUCCUCGCCUUCCAAAGCGAUACCAGCGCCUUGCUCUUGGGAUUAUAAAUGUUUGAACUAAGACCCAGGAAACUGGAAGGGGAGCCUCCCGUUGGAAUUAACAGAAGAGGAAAGAAGGGAGGCUUUUCCAAAUCCUUUACGAGAAAGCUUGUGCCGUUUUCCCAUGCUGUCCACGCUCUCUUUAAUAAUGCGAUUGUGACCUGAGUGGAAUUUAUGAGCAAUGAACUAUUGAAGCUUGUUGCACCACUGCAUCGGACUACACUUUUUUUUUUUUUUAUAUUUUGUUUCAUUCUCAGCACAUGAUUCCCCCAUCCCAGCUGUUGGAGGACCUAUGGGCCAGUAAUAGAGGGAUGGGAAGCUGAGACAGUUUAUUUUCACAUUCUUCUCUUCUGGGGACUUGGCUAGUUAGCUGAAGCUGCUGCUGCUUUUUACUGGAUCCGCUCUUUUCUCAGCGGGUUUACUUGUUUUCAUGUGCACGGGGUGUUUCAAUUAAAUAGACAUUGGACUAGAGCUGAAUGGAUGCUUUGCAAUCCGAAAGGUUUUUUGGGGUAACAAAAAACUACUAAAAACAGAGAAGAACUGGUACUGCAGGAAACCUGGGGCCUGUUUUCCAAGCCUUUUUAUUUUAUUGAGCAAGAUGAUGUGUGAGGUGAUGCCAACCAUCAGUGAGGCAGAGAUUCCCUCUGGGGGAAAUGGAGGCCAUGGUUCAGGUUCCCCGUUACAGUCAGAUGCUGAUUCCCAUUUUGAGCAAUUAAUGGUGUCCAUGUUGGAAGAAAGGGAUCGCCUUCUGGAAACACUAAGAGAAACUCAGGAGACGCUAGCGUUGACCCAGGGCAAGCUUCAUGAAGUUGGUCAUGAGAGAGAUUCCUUGCAGAGACAGCUCAAUACUGCACUUCCACAGGAAUUUGCAGCACUUACAAAAGAGCUAAACGUAUGCAGGGAGCAGCUGCUUGAAAGGGAAGAAGAAAUCGCUGAACUGAAAGCAGAACGAAAUAACACGAGGCUGUUACUGGAACAUUUGGAGUGUCUUGUCUCCAGGCACGAGCGAUCUCUCAGAAUGACUGUUGUGAAGAGACAAGCUCAGUCUCCAGCAGGAGUUUCUAGUGAAGUAGAAGUUCUCAAAGCACUAAAAUCUUUAUUUGAGCACCAUAAAGCCCUUGACGAAAAGGUAAGGGAGAGGUUACGAGUAGCACUUGAAAGAUGUAGCUUAUUGGAAGAAGAACUAGGUACUACACAUAAAGAGUUAAUGAUUCUGAAAGAGCAAAAUAAUCAGAAGAAAACACUUCCAGAUGGGAUGCUGGAUAUAAAUCAUGAACAAGAAAAUACCCCAACUACAAAUGGGAAGCGAUCCUCUGAUGGUUCUUUAUGCCACGAUGAAAACCUUGCUAAAGUGAUUGAACUCCAAGACAUCAUAGAUAAGCAAAACAAAGAGCAGACACAGAUGAAAGAACGUCUUACUGCUUUGUCUAGCAGAGUAACGGAGCUGGAAGAAGAUCUUGACACAGCUAGAAAAGACUUAAUAAAAUCUGAAGAAAUGAACACAAAGUUACAGAGAGAUGUACGAGAGACUAUGGCCCAAAAGGAAGACAUGGAAGAGAGAAUUACGACUCUUGAGAAACGCUACCUCGCUGCACAACGUGAAGCUACAUCUGUGCAUGACCUCAAUGAUAAACUUGAAAAUGAAAUUGCCACUAAAGACUCCAUGCAUCGACAGAGUGAAGAUAAGAAUAGGCAAUUGCAAGAACGACUGGAACUCGCUGAGCAAAAGCUGCAGCAGACUUUGAGAAAAGCUGAAACUUUGCCCGAGGUGGAAGCUGAGCUGGCACAGAGAGUUGCAGCACUUUCCAAGGCUGAGGAAAGACAUGGCAAUAUAGAGGAACGACUGAGACAGAUGGAAGCACAGCUAGAAGAAAAGAAUCAAGAACUACAAAGGGCUAGACAGAGAGAGAAGAUGAAUGAAGAGCAUAAUAAACGUUUGUCAGAAACCGUUGAUAAGCUUCUCUCUGAAUCCAAUGAAAGGCUCCAGCUUCAUCUCAAGGAAAGGAUGGCUGCUUUGGAAGAUAAGAAUUCACUUAUUCGAGAAAUUGAAAAUUCCAAAAAGCAAAUAGAGGAACUUCAGCAUGAAAAGGAUCAACUUGUAUUAAAUGUUGAAGCAUUAAGGGCUGAAAAUGACCAAGUGAGACUCCGAGCCACAUCACUUCAUCAUAGCCGACCGGAUUUCAGAUACCCUGUGACAUCCUCCUCUGUGCCUGACAGUCACACAGACUCCUAUGGCACCUCCUCAGUCUUGAGGCGUCCCCAGAAAGGACGUUUGGCAGCUCUCAGAGAUGAACCUUCAAAGCACGUUCAAACUCUGAACGAGCAGGACUGGGAGCGAGCCCAGCAGGCGAGUGUGUUGGCAAACGUGGCACAAGCAUUUGAAAGUGAUGUUGAUGUGUCAGAUGUUGAGGAUGACAGGGAGACCAUAUUCAGUUCGGUUGAUCUGCUGUCACCGAGCGGUCAGGCUGAUGCUCAGACUUUGGCCAUGAUGCUUCAAGAACAGUUGGAUGCAAUCAACAAAGAGAUCAGACUUAUACAAGAAGAAAAGGAAAACACAGAGCAGCGUGCAGAGGAGAUUGAAAGCAGAGUGGGUAGUGGAAAUUUGGAUGCUCAUGGCCGAUUCCGGUCCAUGAGCUCCAUUCCUGCUCCCUAUGCCAGUGGAUCUCUUGCUGGUUCCUCCCCGCCGGGCAGUGGCCGCUCCACCCCGCGGCGGAUCCCCCAUAGUCCAGCUCGGGAAGUGGACAGACUCGGUAUCAUGACACUGCCUAGUGAUUUAAGGAAACACCGUAGAAAGUCUCCAGCUUCUAGAGACGAGGUACGAGAUGAUAAAACCACAAUAAAAUGUGAGACAUCACCACCUUCUUCACCUCGAUCUUUGCGUUUGGACAGAGUCCAAAAAGGAGCUUUGCAUACAGUGAGCCAUGAAGAUAUCAGGGACAUCCGAAACUCAACAGGCUCACAAGAUGGGCAAACAAGUAACCCUAGUAGCAGUAAUAGUAGCCAAGAUUCACUUCAUAAAGCCCCCAAAAAGAAGGGGAUCAAAUCCUCUAUUGGCCGCUUGUUUGGCAAGAAAGAAAAGGGACGACCUGGACAAACAAGCAAGGAGUCAUUAGGACAAGUUGGCAUGGCAGAAGGAGACGGUUCCUCUCAGGAUGCAUUAGGUCUCAGCAAGCUUGGAGGUCAGGCAGAAAAAAACAGGAAAAUGCAGAAAAAGCACGAGUUGCUAGAGGAGGCCAGAAGACAAGGUUUGCCUUUUGCUCAGUGGGAUGGACCUACUGUGGUGGUGUGGCUGGAGCUGUGGGUUGGGAUGCCAGCCUGGUACGUGGCUGCUUGCCGAGCCAAUGUGAAAAGCGGUGCUAUCAUGUCAGCCUUGUCUGAUACAGAAAUACAGCGUGAGAUUGGGAUUAGCAAUCCCCUGCACAGGCUGAAGCUGAGGUUGGCCAUUCAAGAAAUCAUGUCGCUGACAAGUCCAUCUGCCCCUCCCACCUCAAGGACGACCACGGGAAAUGUCUGGGUAACACAUGAAGAAAUGGAAAAUCUUACAGCCACACAACAAACGGAAGAUGAGGAGGGAAGCUGGGCUCAGACAUUAGCGUAUGGUGAUAUGAACCAUGAGUGGAUUGGCAACGAAUGGCUCCCCAGUCUGGGGCUCCCUCAGUAUCGCAGCUAUUUCAUGGAAUGUCUUGUUGAUGCUCGAAUGCUGGAUCAUUUAACUAAAAAAGACCUGCGUGGGCAACUUAAAAUGGUCGACAGCUUUCACAGAAACAGUUUUCAGUGUGGAAUUAUGUGCCUACGAAGACUGAAUUAUGAUCGAAAAGAGCUUGAAAGAAAAAGAGAAGAAAGCCAGAAUGAAAUUAAGGAUGUCCUCGUCUGGAGCAAUGAGAGAAUGAUCCAUUGGGUAGUGUCCAUUGGUCUUAAAGAAUACGCAAAUAACCUUAUAGAGAGCGGAGUUCACGGUGCACUUGUGGCCUUAGAUGAAUCAUUUGAUUACAAUGCAUUAGCUCUCUUGUUACAAAUACCCACUCAAAACACACAGGCUCGUGCUGUUCUGGAGAGGGAAUUUAAUAACCUUCUUGCUAUGGGCACUGACAGAAGACUUGACGAAGAUGACGAUAAGAGCUUUAGGAGAGCACCUUCAUGGAGAAAGAAGUUUAGACCAAAGGACAUAAGAGGUUUAGCUGCUGGAUCAGCAGAGACUCUUCCUGCAAAUUUCAGAGUUACAACCUCAAUGUCUUCACCCUCUAUGCAGCCAAAGAAGAUGCAGAUUGAUGGCAGUGUAUCAGGAACACAAAGAUUGGAUUCUGCUACAGUAAGGACCUACUCCUGUUAAAGCCUUCUCCUGUUUACCCACACUAUUUCUACCGGUGAUUAUGCAGCAUUUUCAACAUUUGGAACCCUUAACCUGUUAAUACUUGUUAAAUGGACACUUUGAGAUAUUUUAUUACAGAGUUUUUAAUUAGCAAAUAAAUUCAUGAGUACUAUAGAGAAAAUAUUUUAGAAUCUAAAUGUUUCUUAUAUUUAUGUGACUUCUCAUUUAUAUAGUUACUUACUUUUUUCUGUUUCUAUUCAGUCUACAAAUCAAAUCAUUGCUGAUUUUUUUAUUCUAAUUUUAGUCUUUCCAACUGAAUGUACUGUAAUGCUUGUAUGUAUAUGUCCCUAUAAGUAAUAUAGGGUUUUUGUAAAUUAUGCAGUUACUGUAAUUAUCAUUGUUUUUUAUUAAUGAAACUGAAGGUGAAAAGGAUUUUAAUACCUUUGUAAAAGUAUCACGACACCAAGCAGUAUAUAUUUUGUCUUUUGGAAACGUUAGCUUAGAUCUGAAAACAAGUCCAGCUUUUUUUCAGGUAAGCAGAUGUUGUUGUAGGAGGUAUGGUACAUCCUUGUUCUUCUUUUCAGAGCUGUACCCUUCCACAAAGAGGAUUUGUCAAGUAGUGGGAAUUUGCCUUUAUUUAAACUAUAACUUGUUUUAAAAGCUGGGAAGAACUCUUUAACACUAUGGAACACGUUUUAGAAGUGAUUGACUCGGUCAUAACACUCUGCUGUAUUUGUAUUAGUGCAUCUUCUCAGUGACUGAAAACAAGCCAUAAACCAAGAACUCUUUUUAUUUUUUUUUCCUUAACUGAGGAGGAUAAACUUCACAAUAAUUCCUGGUCGUAAUCCACAGGCCACAGAGGUUUUUUUGUUUGUUUUUUUUUAAUCCUAGAUCUUUUUGAUUGAAAACACUUGUUGAAAGAUGCUGGUGAAACUAGUUUUAACGGACCAAGCGUGAAGCACUGCAGGCUCGUGUCAAAGCAGUAGUGAAAGAUGAAGGUACAAUGGGCUGAAAACUAAAGCAGUGCAACUUCUAAUAAAGGCCUUACUUUUCUUAUGUAAGUCAUCUUUUGUGUUUUGUAAACUUGUUCUAAAGAGUUGUCUGGACUUUCAUUUUGAUGGUUGUAGCCAUUUUGGACUGUAUGAGUAGAAAAUGUAUCCAACACUUGUAAAUGGCAUAUUAAAAAGCCAGCAAGAAUCUGUUCAGAUGGUGCAUUAUUUAUUAUGCAACAAUAUAUAUAGCAUGUCUUUUUUUCUUAUUUUGUUUUCCACUUUUAACUUGCUUGUAAAACUGAAAUUCGUUGUUACUGUUCUGUUUUUCUAAUAAUCUUUUGUGUAUUUUCAGAUUAUGUAACAAUAUGUACAGUCUACUUUUGAACUAUUUUUAUCACAGUAUUAUUUAUUGCUUUCUUUCAAUAAAGUACUGAUGCAUUUUUCCACUGCCAAUAAAACACUAUUGAAAAGCUAAAGCUCUUAAUUGUAUGCAGGCAGAUACUUUUGCGGUGAGUGGAUAUUGUCAAUAAAGUAUCUUAAUGAUUGUUUGCUGCCCUGUAGAUAUUGUUUCAAAUGACAAUUUUUCUCCAGUAGAAAAAUGUUCUGUUGGAUGUGACGUUUUCUUUGGAGUUGUCCAAGUUCACAUGUGUUAAUCAGUUUUUGGAAAAAAAAAAUAAAUCAAAAACAGUUUUCCAAAGAAAACUGCUUUAUUGCCUACUUAUACUAGUAGUUAGAGCUAUGAUUUACUUUUAAAAAUAGUAAGGAAAACUAUCACACAACUUCAGUGUAUUCUGGUCCAUGUGAUGAAGAUUGAAAUGCUGUUCUGUACAGCAGCAACACUUGCUUUGUUAACAAAAUGAGAUUAUGACCAUAAUAAUAUUGGGGAGAAACAUAGGACUCAAGGGAGCCAAUACAAAAUUGGGUCACAAUAGGGCUGUUUAUGUCAAUUUUAAUAUAUUGUAAACCAUUUCUUGUGUAGAAGAGAAGACAGAAGGAUAAUGUUACAGAAUAACCGAAGCAGUAGUGAAGCCUAUUUCAUCAUGUCCUCUAGAUCAACAGCAGGAUGUGGAAUGCAUGGAAUGGAGAAAUAUUGUGAUUGAUGCUUUAAACAUUGUUCAAUAAUGCAUCUCUGUUUGUCUGAGCUUGUCUAUAUGAGUUGCUGUCCGAUCAUUUGCAGUCUCUUUUAUAUUUCCAGAGAAUCUAUCUUUCUAGAAAAAAAAAGGUAAAAAUGGAACUGCAGAACGAGAUCCUGACUCACUGUUCAGCUAAACUUCACUGUUUUUGACUUUUCCGGUCACUGAUGUGAUAGUAGGUGUUCAAAGUCAUGUAUUGUUGCUUCUCAAAGGUGAAACCAACGCGGAAUAGACUUGUAAAAUGUGAAAAGAAAAUACGUUUAUUAUUUUAAGGCUGUAAACCUUAACUGUUAUGGAACAAUGGAAUUGACAUGAGAGCUAGAAUAAAUAAGUGAAAUAGAAAAAGCUUUCACGAACUGGCAAAA
This is a messenger RNA of Calidris pugnax (ruff), 7572 nucleotides long. It is a transcript of the gene PPFIA1, whose product is annotated as protein tyrosine phosphatase, receptor type, f polypeptide (PTPRF), interacting protein (liprin), alpha 1. The transcript is spliced from 32 exons. Gene Ontology annotation, cellular component: presynaptic active zone. The record is from RefSeq and is a predicted model, not a curated record. Gene Ontology annotation, molecular function: protein binding. NCBI's taxonomy places the organism in Eukaryota, Metazoa, Chordata, Aves, Charadriiformes, Scolopacidae. Gene Ontology annotation, biological process: synapse organization. Bases 1372 to 5103 code for a protein of 1243 amino acids.